Kuraishia capsulata CBS 1993 is the source of this 1533-nucleotide messenger RNA. RefSeq lists its product as uncharacterized. The record is from RefSeq and is a predicted model, not a curated record. The transcript has a single exon. The coding region runs from base 1 to 1533 and encodes 510 amino acids. Lineage: Eukaryota; Fungi; Ascomycota; Pichiomycetes; Pichiales; Pichiaceae.
AUGGAUUUGAAUCAAAAGUCGCUACAUCCAGUCUUGUCGUCUUCCUCGUCUUCGGAAACGAGCAAUCAGAUAUCACCAGAUCCCACCGGGGGAGCUGGGUCUGGUAUGGCGCGUUUGGGAACAGCAGACAAGCCAGAAACGCCCAAACUGAAGCCGUUUGAUAUCAAAAUUGGCGCCCCAAAGAAUUUAGAAACUCCAGUACCUAGGUCAGGUCCGGCUACGCCGUUCGCAAAUUCGUCGGUGAAGAAAACUGGUCUGAGACUGGGAAUAAACGUACUUGGAGGGAACAAGCCGUUCAAUUUAAGCACGCCCCAGCCUCAAAGCUUCGACACCCCAACUGCACUUCCGAAAGAGGAGGUGGCUCAAUCCGGACUCAGUUCUCCAAUAGUUCUGAAGUCGACCCCACUCCCAGGUUCACCAAGCAGACAGGUAGGAACCGAUAACCCGGAUCUCACGCAUGUUCCCACCACAUCUCCGCAGCCGACUGCGCUUCAGGAUGUCGCAUCGCCUCCAACAACUCCGAAGAGAUCAAGUGUAGAGGUCCAGAAUGAGGAUGACCUCUCCAAUAACUUACGAAUGCUUGCUGCCAAGGAGAUGGAUGUGCUAGAAAUUGGUCAGAAAAUCAAGGAAAUGAUCGAGACAAAGCGGGCUAUGGAACGUGACCUUGAGCGGUUAAAGAAGAAAGUUGAGCGUGCUUUGGUAGAACAGAUGCAAAGUGGUAUCAACUCCAGUUCUAACGCCAGCAAGGGGUCGAGGCCAAACUUUUUCAAUUUGCCGGGCAAUAACUCCGGAAACGGCUCGAGAUCGCCUCUGAGGCCGAGAUCGCAGUCCCCAGUGAGAAGAAACCUCAAGUUCGGCGGUCGGCAAAACUCUGGUUACUCUGAAAACUCGGAAUAUUCGAAUAAUGAGACGAAAGGCUGGGGAAACAAUCUGUUUUCGAAGCCAUUAAACUUUUUCCAGCAGUUCGAUACCAUAAUACAGAACGAGUUUGAGAAGCUACAUAUUCCCACAGUUUCUGAAGAUAAAGAGCGAGAAUCUUCAUCGAGGGGAUCUAGUUCUUCUUCAUUCGAUAACCUGGAGUAUUCAAAGGAGAUCAAUGAGCCUAUUAAGAGUCUGGCCCAUAACAAUUCGAGGUCGCAGGAGGUCGUGAAUUCCAUGACAAACCAAUUGUGGUCUUUCGUGAAUGAGGUUAAGUCAAACCUUUUGAGUCAUGACGACUCGGAUGACAGUCCUGAGACGCAGAGGACAUUCUCGCCGGGAAAGCUGCGUUCUGGAAAUAAUGCGAACUUAGCUCCUACCAGUCCAAUUCAAAAUAGAACCAGAACUCCUUCUGUUUCCAACAGAACACACUACGGACAAUACUCGAGAUUGCACAAGAAGAGAUCGAAUGCCUCGUUACAACCUCCGGAAGUGGUGGCAGAUGGGAGAGAAGGACACAACGAGUCCCCGGAUGGCUUUGCCAAUGUUGUGAUCACGGACGAUGGUGAUUUGAUUACAGUUGGUGAUGUAGAAGAAGAGGUCAGUGCAGUGUGA